Molecule: messenger RNA, 546 nt
Organism: Hansenula anomala
Lineage: Eukaryota; Fungi; Ascomycota; Saccharomycetes; Phaffomycetales; Wickerhamomycetaceae
Exons: 1
Coding region: 1-546 (181 amino acids)
Source: RefSeq, a predicted model, not a curated record
AUGGACAAAAAUGAACUAGAUCCAAAAGUGUGCAAGAUUUUGGACUCAAACAUCCAAUUACAACACCAUUAUGACUUUUUAUUGAACAAGAAACGAAUUGCAGAUAAAGCAUUGAAAGAAUUCAUUACAAGAGUUGAAAAUGAUUAUGCUGAUGAAAUAACAAAGAUUAGUGAACAAAAGACAGAUCCUACUUCAAUUGUGGACUAUACUCAGGCUAUGGAUUUCAUAAGGAAUGUUACGUUGAAAAAUGCUUCGAAAUUGGAGGAGAUUCAAAAAUACAUUACACAACAACAAGAAUUGGAAAAAGUUUGGGAAUAUACUCAUCAUAGAUUAAUUAAUGAUUCUAAAACUGAUGAUGAUACAUUGAAUGCAUUUUAUAAUGAAUGUAUGAGACAAUUGGAGGAAUUUUCCAAAAAAUGUCAUCAAAAAUUUCAUGCUUUAGAGAUUCCAUUAUUUUGUUUGAAAAAAGAACUACAGUACAAGAAUUUAAGUAAAGAUAGAAGAAAUUUAAUUGCAUUUAUACAAGAUGAAGCUAUGAAGAAAUAA